Hydractinia symbiolongicarpus is the source of this 3470-nucleotide messenger RNA. Its product is annotated as large proline-rich protein bag6-like. Bases 42 to 3404 code for a protein of 1120 amino acids. Gene Ontology annotation, cellular component: BAT3 complex. The record is from RefSeq and is a predicted model, not a curated record. The transcript is spliced from 25 exons. Gene Ontology annotation, molecular function: polyubiquitin modification-dependent protein binding; misfolded protein binding. NCBI's taxonomy places the organism in Eukaryota, Metazoa, Cnidaria, Hydrozoa, Anthoathecata, Hydractiniidae.
ACUUGCAGUUAUGUUUUUUCUUUUAGAAUUCAAAAAAUAUUAUGAAAGUUACUGUUCGGACUCUCGAUUCUCAAAGUUAUGAAUUUGAUUCAGAAAAUGAAGAGAUUACAGUCAAAGAAUUUAAAGAGUUGAUCUUACCAAAAGUUAAUGUUGCAGUGGACAAACAAAGACUUAUUUUCCGUGGAAAGGUUCUUCAUGAUGAUAAAAAAAUAAAGGAAUAUGGUGUGGAUGGUUGCGUUAUUCAUCUAGUAGAAAGAGCCCCACCUCCUCCAGCUAAUCGUGAGAGAAGUCAACCGAACGUCUCGUCUCAACAAUCAUCUAAUCAAAAUGUUGGUAAUGGAGGAGUGCCAGUAUACAUUGGAGCAUUAAACACAUCUGCAGACAAUCUUAAUGGGGUUGCUCAGCAUUUAGUAGAUAGUUUGGUAUCACAAUUUGGUGCUGGAAAUGUAUCUGCUAGCCAAAGGGGCAACAGUCUGAAUGUUAACAUCAAUGUUCACACACAGAAUUCUGAAAGAUCUGACGUUCAGAACCGAAUAGGAACAGCCAGACGUUUCUUAUCGCAUGCUGAACACUUGCUACGACAUGUGAGUCAGCCCACACACCAGUCACCAUCCCAGUGUACAUGUAAUGAUGAACAACAGACAAGUGAAGAUACCCAACGAAUGGACACUACUUCAACAACUGAUGGAAGUGAAAACGAUCAAAAUACACAGCAAGAAAGUUCUUCAGAAAUUAAUGAAACGAGCCCUCAAGCACUUGGUCACGAAUUUGAUAGGUUUCAACAUUUCUACCAGCAUCUUCAGCCACAUUUACAAAGAUACACAUAUUUGCUUAAUAACCCCCAGGCUGCAGAUCGAUCACCUAGCGAUGAUCUUCUUUCAGACCAGAUGGCUGAAAUCUUUCAUGAUUUUAGUCACAUGUUUCAUGCACUGUCAGAUUUGUCAUUCAAUUUUAAUUCACCUUCGCCGCAAUCCCUCAUGUGCUAUCCACAAAUGUCUCCAGUUCGGUUCCCACCACCUAUGCCUCAUGUUCAUAUGUCUACAUCAACGACUAGUAAUCAAAGGGCGCAGAGCCCAGCUACUUCCAAUGCUGGGGUGCCUACUGGUCAACCAGGAAAUAUAUCAGGAAGACAGCCAGUGAGGCAAAGAACACCAGUGGCUGUUGCUGCUAUUUCAACUGUUGUGCAAGUUCCAGUUAUGCAAUAUGCUUCCUCGUCUCACACCCAAUCAACAACCCCAACUGUAAGUAGCAAUCCAACAACAUCAGUUAGUCCUCAUCCCAUGCAAGGUAUGUUUGGACCAAUUUUCAGCAAUAGUCCUUUUCCACCCCCGCAUGGUGGUAAUUCUUCUAUCCAAGUUGGUGUUAUAUCGGGUAACAAUGGUGCAACACAAACGUUUAACAUUGGACAAGAUGGUCUAAAUCAGGGCCAGGGACCUCCUGGAGGUCAGUUGCCAUUUGGUUUGCAAAACAUCAUGCAAAAUAUCAUGCAAAACAUGGCAGGAGGAAGCACUGCCCAACCAACAAAUCCAACAAUGACUUCUUCUGUUACAUCAAGCACAGAAACAACUAUGAAUAGUCAGCCCCAACAGCCUCAAAGUCAACAUCAGAGCACGCAUAAUUCUUUCCACCAAAGUAUGCACCAAGCUGCUCACCAGAGGGCUCACCAAGCUGCCAAUCAAGCCACCCAAGGUAGUGCUCGCCAUAACACCCACAACCAUCGCCCACACCCACACCACCACCACCACAAUCAAGAUGGAUCUGUCAUGCACCCAGACAUGCUGUUACCAUGUCAUUCAUUUCACUUUGGUCCAACAUUUUUUCAUGGUAAUAACAUGCCAGGAGAACCUCAUGUUGUUGCUGAAGUGAGUAGCAUUGUUAUUGAUGGUAAUGGAAGACCAGUUACAACGUCAAAUGGGACCACAACUUCUAACAGUACAACUGAAACUUCCACUGCUAAUCUAUCAAAUACUGCUGGUGUUCCCAAUAUGAGAACAAUAUCUGAUAUGCUAAGUGGUGUUUUUGGUGCAAGUAAUAACGUGGCUGCUCAAACAGAGCCUAGAAUUCCUGUUUCUAAUGGCAAUAACACCAUGGAUGUAGAUGGUGUAGAUUCACAAGAGAUUCUCCGCGAUGUCCACCAAAUGUUUCAAGCCUUUAUGGGUGGUCAUGCAAGUGGUAUAAGUUUCCCCAAUGAACGAGAAACUUUACGUGACUUUGUACGUCAGAACUUUGGUAUACUUGAGUCAAGACAAGAAGACCUUUUGACUGAUUUCAUUGACAUGCUUGCCGAUAACUUAACAAUGCAUGAUUUGAUUGGAUUAUUUAUGGGUACUUCAACGGAGGCCUGGGCUCGUCUACAUGCACCUUUUCGUCAACUGAUUGAAAAACAUUUUAAUGACAAUGCUCGGUUGAACGAAAGCAACAUACCGGAAAUAGCUCAAAAAAUUGCAGAUAGCAUGGGUGAGACUUACACUGAAGUGGAGGGACAAGUAACAGUACAUGCUGAGGUAGACCUUGAAGCAACAUUAAGAUCGCUCGAUGUUCAAUUUUUUAAAAAGUUGCUGCAGCUUCUUUUAAAUGAUACUCCAGACUUUUCAAGAAAUAUACGGGAAUGGUACGUCGAUUACACCACGUGGAGUUUUGCUGUUCUCGAUUAUUCAGUCACUGGUGGUGCUGACAGAUUUAUGAUGGCGCUUGUAGACUCACCUUCGGUUCGAAGCAUGUUUGACGACAUGUCGUCGUCAGUACGACACUUGGCUUUGCAAACGUUGGUUAGUCGGAUCCGUUCGGCGUCUGCUGGACGACAUAUCACAUCUUCGGAGUUGAACUCUGUUCUUAUAAAACCAGGGGCUAAAGCAACGGUAAGGAAGAACCCCUGCAAAGGUACUGGUGACGACAGAGCCGCCAAACGAACGAAGAAAAACGACGACAAGGUUGAUGUGAAUGAAAAAUGGGAAGAAAACAACCCAGGUUUUGAGCUGACUGCAGAAAGUGAACCGGGUAGUCCAUCAUCCCCUGAAGACUGGCAUUCACGUGUACCUAGUGAUUGGGUUGUGAUCAUUAAUCGUGAUGGUGAACGUCAACGAUCAAUGCCUCCACAACGACCCUACAGUGAUGCGUAUUUGAGCGGCCUCCCACCCAAGCGAAGAAAGAUGAUGACACGACACUCCGCUGAAGCCGAUAGAAUAGAUGUUAAUGAAUGCGUAAAAACGGCCGUCGAACGUACUGACGUGGAACGAAAGCACGAUGUUGACGAACUUAAAAAGGAGAUUGAAGAUACCAACCUACAAGCGAUGUUCGACACAACAUUUCGUCAUGACGUCCGGCGUCGGUUACAAGAAGAUGACGACUAUAGACCAAAACAACAUCCGAAUACUGAGAAAUAUUUUAUGAAGGAGAAGAAAUAAAAAUGUUGUAACAAUAAAAAAUGCAUGUACAGGCUUGGGCUUCACUAAAUAUAAUCUUUUUGUAUA